AAUGUCUCUUCCAAAUUUGUUUUCGACUAUGUAGUUUUAUAUCUUUCAACUCCAACUACUAUCAAUAACCCCUUAAACUCAAUCAAAUGGCUGAUGUGGAGGAAGAGGAAGCUCCUCCAGAGACUGUAGAUGAUCAAAAUGGGGAACAAGAAGCUAAGGAGGAUCUCGAAGGAAAAGGCGAAGACGAAAACGAAGACGCUGACGAGCAGGGUGAAGAGGAACAGGAGUCUGAGGAAGAAGAAAAAGAUCUCUUUGAACUUCUGAACGAAAGCGAGGAGGACGACGAGGAAGAGCAGGCAAUGUACAAGGAAUAUCUGGAGGUGAUCAAGGAGAUUGACACCCAGAACAUGAUCAUUAAAGACCUAAAGGCAGAGUCGACUCGAUUGAUGUACAAGAAGUGCAAGACCUACAAGGACAAGCAGGAGUACAAGCGACUGAGGGCCUGUCAGGAUCAGGAGGACAUCCAUCUGAGGGCACUGGUCAAUCGUGCCAUUCAACUGCAGAACUUUGGAUCUCCCAGGCGGUACGGAGAUGUGGAGAUGGAGGUCACAGAAACCGAGCAGAGUUACUUCUUCACUGCUCUUCAGUCGUCCUCCUCAGGGACAUGCAUAGUUCACUCGGAUGCCGAAUCCUGCCAAGAAUGUUGCUUCUUAGAUUCGGACUCAGAUUCAGAUUAUGCCCCGUGCUGUUCGUAAUUCUGAGCUACUUUGUUGGGAAUAGUUUAGGGGUUGUGAUGUGGUACUGAUUGAAGUGUGGAUCUGUAAAGGAGUUCUUAGCUAUGAAACCAUUUAAAAUUAAACACUUAAAAUUUAAAACGUUGGAUAUUAUAUCUUAUUAUCAAGUUGGUA
This is a messenger RNA of Drosophila rhopaloa, 848 nucleotides long. Its product is annotated as cilia- and flagella-associated protein 251. Bases 87 to 695 code for a protein of 202 amino acids. Lineage: Eukaryota; Metazoa; Arthropoda; Insecta; Diptera; Drosophilidae. The record is from RefSeq and is a predicted model, not a curated record. The transcript has a single exon.